Molecule: messenger RNA, 2995 nt
Organism: Prinia subflava (tawny-flanked prinia)
Lineage: Eukaryota; Metazoa; Chordata; Aves; Passeriformes; Cisticolidae
Gene: TEDC1
Product: tubulin epsilon and delta complex 1
Exons: 8
Coding region: 900-2111 (403 amino acids)
Source: RefSeq, a predicted model, not a curated record
GCCCGGAGACGCUGCGGGGCACAGGGACAGGGCAGCGGGGACCACCGGGACACCCGAGUGCGGCUGGGUCCAGGGACAGGGUCUGGAUGGCAGCGCGACGGGCACUGAGCCUUGGGCAGGCACUGCGUGCGGGGCUGCGGUGCGGUCCCAGCUCGGUGCCGUCUCUUUUCGCUGUGGUCCCUGUUCGGUGUGGCCCCAGCUCGGUGUGGGCCCUGUUUGGCGCGGUCCCUGUUCAGUGUGGCCCCAGCUCGCUGCGGGCCCAGCUCGGUGUGUGCCCGGCUGACCCGUGUUACGGACCUCUCAGCAAACUCGCUGCUCUCUCAAGGGCUUUGUCUUACCGUCGUUAAGGCUUGGUAUAUCACCCUAGGCUGCGACACCUUCUCAGUGUCACCUGAGGUUUGCUGCCCUUUACCGUACCCCAGCUUGGGUCUUGCUGCUUUCUCUCCGAGGCCUCCAGCUGGCACACAGCGUACCUCCCUUCCUCGACUAUUUUAAGUAUUUUACGAGUGUUGACUGAAAUUCCAGACGUAAGAAUCACUAUUUGAGUUUGUCAGCAUGCUGUCCUUGUGCAGCCAAGAAAUGAUUCCCAGUUCCAGCUCAUUCUGUGGUGCAUCUUGUUUGUGAGUUUCUGACACUGUCAUGGUCAGAUCUUACCAGUGUGUUCAAGUGCUUGUUUGACUACGGGUGAGCUGUGCCAUAUGUGGUUGUAUCAGAGGAGAUUUUGGAGUGCUCCUCUACACAUGAGUCUCACAGUAGAAGUGCUGGGUGUUGCUCUACGGCCAGCAUUAGCCCUUUUCUUUCUGGGUGCUCCUUUCUGUAGAUUCUGUGUUCAUGAGGCAGCCAGCACAUGAAUCUGCCUGAUCAGAUGGUGUGGGCUGAAUCAGCAGGUGUGCUGUUCCAUGUGUGACGUUCAGAGCGUGGACUUCUGGAGGUUGCUGUAUGUGCUUCUGAAGCAGAUCCACGGGGGCAGGUGGACAGAGUCUGAUGCCAUAGGGGCCCAGGUGAGGUUUGUGAAGUCGGCGCUGUGGUACCAUGGCUACGGCCGGCCCCAGCUGCAGCGGCUCCCCGCCGACGGCUCCGCGGGCAGCCGGGAGCUGCUGCUGGCCUUCUCCUGGCUGCUGCACAGGCUGCGCCUCCUGGAGCGGCUCCUGGCUCGGAACAGACUGCGGACUGGGGAUGAGGCCUCUGUGUGCACGUGUGAAGAUGAGCUGCCCAGCAGCCUGGAAGGUGCAGCUGAAGCAGGGCCUGAGGACAGAGUGGAUGUUCGAUACCUGCAGUGGUUAAACGGGAGGCUGAGGUUGCAGUGGUGCAGUUUGCACGCUCAGCACCAAGAGCAAUGCAAACUUUUGCACAAGAUCCAUUUGUUCACAAAUGGCUCCCACAUGGACCAGAACCUCGGACAUUUUUCUGUCACAGAAACAGAUCUCAUUAGACGGCCAGAGAACUACAAGCAGCUGUUACAGCUCCUGGAGUCUGAGACCAUGCAGCUGGAAGCCUUUCUGGAAUGGAAGCAACUGGAACCCGUUUACUGGCAGUGGAUGGAAACUGUGUUGGAUAAUAUGGCUGAAGAGGGAAAUAUAUGUGAGUCCCAGGAUGCUCAUGUGGAGAAAAGAAGGCUGCCAGAGGUGACCUCCUGCUGCCCCUGGGCUGAGAAGCUGACUGGGCAAAUGGACAGAUUAUCCAGGGAUCUAAUGGCUCUCCAAGAGCAGCUGCAUCAGCUCGUAGCUCAGCGAAGGGCUGCCUGGUGGGAGAAGGUGGCAGCAAAAGAAGAACUACAGAAGGAGAGGUUCUCUGCCACUGCUAGAAAGAUACAGGAAAGCGUUGAACUAAAACUGAGAGGUCUCACAUCCCUUUGUGCUCCAAAGAAAAAUGCAAUGCACGGUUCGUGCAGGCUGGUGCUGAGGAACAAACAGCCUGCCAGCAGAAUGGGCUUUGGUCAGUGUGUGUCCAAGGAGGCUGUGUCAGCUCUCAGUGCUGCACAGGUGAGCAGAGAGCUGCAGGUGAGAGAGACCAGCCUGCAGAGAGAGCUGGAGCAGCUGCGGCAGGAGUGCCGCCACAGGCUGGACAAAAUUGCAGAAGGCUUGGAGGGGGUGAUUUGUAUCUCCCCUUGAGGAGAGAGACCUGGGCUGAGAGAAGCAAAGGAAUAGAGUGGCUUGGUCACGCUGUGCAGCUUGGUGUGGGGAAGUGUGAGCUGAGGAACCAAAUGUAAUUUCUAAUUCUCUAGCCCGGGAAUCAUAACUUGUCACUGCUUUGUGAGUUGCACUGGGGCCACAACCUCGGUGCUCUCUCUGCAGCCCCUUUAUUGCCAACCUUGCCAAUUAAAUUCUGCAUUAGGCCUUGGUAGGAGUGUGCAUAAAUCUCUCUUUUAUCCUCUGGAUUUCUAGUUCUUCUGCCAAGCACUGGGCUCUUUUACAGCGCUCAGCUGCUAGGCACGGCAUACAUUGAGGCUGUGCAUUGAAGUACUAAUUGCAUUCAAUAUUUUCCAGCAAUUGGAAGAGUUCAUUAGUCAGAAAAAUCCAAGUAUUGGAGAACAUGAAAAAUACCAGGGCUUAGAGAGAUUGGAAAUAUUCAAGAAAGUGUGUUGUUUUAAUUCAGCUGCUUGGAGUAUUUGUGGCAGCUAUAAUGUAGUCACAAUAAAGAAAAACAAAUGCCUAAUAAUAAAUAAAGCACUGCACUGAUUUCAUUUACUGGUGUGAUGCACUUGAAGUAAUUGGGUUCUCAAAGAGAGCAAACUAGAAACCCAUUCCAUCAGGUUAUGAGUCACAAUGAGAUGGAUAACUUAUGGACUUGCUAUAGGAAGUUUCUGUGAUACAGAAAUACAGAAAUACCUUAAUUUGCAAGCUUGAGGAGUCUCCAAGCUCUGUCUCUGAAGGCUUCUUCCCUUGAAACAGUGAAAUGCUUUUCCUUUGGCCUUAAUUUCCUACCCUUUUCUGGUUUGCUUUCACCAAGGAGUAUUUUAUGUUCUAGUUGUACACUUUGAGGAAUAAAUAAUAUU